Messenger RNA from Populus nigra (black poplar), 2151 nucleotides. Its product is annotated as ABC transporter G family member 20-like. Gene Ontology annotation, cellular component: membrane. The transcript has a single exon. The record is from RefSeq and is a predicted model, not a curated record. Lineage: Eukaryota; Viridiplantae; Streptophyta; Magnoliopsida; Malpighiales; Salicaceae. Bases 1 to 2151 code for a protein of 716 amino acids. Gene Ontology annotation, molecular function: ATP binding; ABC-type transporter activity; ATP hydrolysis activity.
AUGGAGGUCCAAAAACUCCCUAGAACAUCCAAGCCCUCUCUUUCUCCCACUCUAGCAGAAAUCCAAAAGGGUGUCCAUGACUCGCAAAGCGACAUGAUCUCCGAUUACAGCACUCCUGUCCAUCCUCAAGUCCUUGAGCUAGGCCAUGCUUGUAGCUCUAUACCACCAUCAAACCCUUUUGUUCUUUCAUUUGACAACUUGACAUACAGUGUCAAAGUUGGCCAAAAAAUGUCACUUCCAAUCUGUGGAAAGGACUCAUCACUUGAUUCUUCAGAGACAGGCAAGAAAAUUUUGUUGAAUGAUAUAUCUGAAGCAGCAAGAGAAGGUGAAAUCACGGCUGUUCUUGGGGCUAGCGGGUCUGGUAAAUCCACUUUGAUCGAUGCACUUGCAGACCGAAUUGCGAAAGAGAGCCUGAAAGGGUCUGUGACUUUGAAUGGUGAGGUCUUGGAAUCAAGGCUAUUGAAAACGAUAUCUGCUUAUGUUAUGCAAGAUGAUCUUUUGUUUCCUAUGCUUACUGUGGAAGAAACGCUAAUGUUCUCAGCCGAAUUCAGGCUUCCUCGCUCCCUCUCCAAGUCAAAAAAGAAAGCAAGAGUUCAAGCCUUGAUUGAUCAAUUAGGCCUGCGUAAUGCAGCCAAUACUGUGAUUGGAGAUGAAGGGCACAGAGGUGUGUCAGGAGGUGAAAGAAGAAGAGUUUCUAUUGGAAUUGACAUCGUUCAUGACCCAAUUCUCUUGUUUCUCGAUGAGCCAACUUCAGGGCUUGAUUCAACUAGUGCUUUAAUGGUUGUUAAGGUCUUGCAGAGGAUUGCACAGAGUGGAAGCAUUGUGAUCAUGUCCAUACAUCAACCGAGUUACAGACUCUUGACCUUACUUGACCGUUUGAUCUUUCUUUCACACGGACAAACGGUGUAUGCUGGCUCGCCAGGAAGUCUUCCAGAAUUCUUUGCUGAGUUCGGACAUCCAAUUCCUGAGAACGAGAACCGAACUGAGUUUGCUCUGGACUAUAUUCGCGACCUUGAAGAAAUUCCAGGUGGAACCAAGACCUUAGUUGAAUUCAACAAGUCAUGGCAAGCCAUGAAAAAUGCCAAGAACAGAUUCUCCAAUGCGUCAAAGCUCUCACUUAAGGACACAAUAAGUGUCAGCAUUUCGAGAGGAAAACUGGUCUCUGGUGCCCCAAAUGAUUCGAACUCGACAUCUUCACCCGUUUUAAGUUUUGCCAAUCCACUUUGGGUUGAAGUGAUGGUUAUAGGCAAAAGAUCAUCAUUAAAUGCAAAAAGAAUGCCUGAAUUAUUCGGAAUUCGCCUUGCUGCUGUUCUUGUUACAGGUAUAAUCUUGGCUACCGUUUAUUAUCAUCUUGACAACUCUCCCAGAGGUGUGCAAGAGCGAUUAGGCUUUUUCGCUUUUGCCAUUUCCACUACUUACUACACAUGUGCAGAAUCCAUCCCUGCCUUUAUUCAAGAACGUUAUAUUUUCAUGAGAGAAACUGCCUACAAUGCUUAUCGUCGCUCGUCUUACGUUCUUGCUCACUCUCUAAUCUCAAUUCCCUCUCUGAUCGUACUCUCUAUUGCCUUUGCCACAACAACAUUCUGGGCAGUAGGACUUGCUGGUGGGUUUUCUGGGUUUUGUUUCUACUUCUUCACAAUCUUCUGUGCAUUCUGGGCUGGAAGUUCUUUUGUUACAUUUCUCUCAGGCGUUGUCUCUCAUGUUAUGUUGAGUUUCACCCUUGUGGUAGCCAUUUUGUCCUACUUUCCUCUCUUCAGUGGAUUCUACAUUUCUCGCGACAGAAUUCCUCCAUUUUGGUUAUGGUUUCACUAUAUGUCUCUAGUGAAAUAUCCAUACGAAGCAGCUUUACAAAAUGAAUUUCACAGUCCAACAAAAUGUUUUGUCAUGGGCGUGCAAAUGUUUGAUAACACACCGCUUGCCGUGAUGCCACUAUCAAUGAAAUUAAAGAUGUUGAAGACCAUCAGCACCCGUUUGGGCCGGAACAUUACAAGUAACACUUGUGCAGUCACAGGAACAGAUAUACUGCAGCAACAAGGGAUAACACAACUCAGCAAAUGGAAUUGCUUGUGGAUAACUAUUGCUUGGGGAUUUUUCUUCAGGAUUCUGUUUUACUUUGCUUUGUUGUUGUGGAGUAAGAAUAAGAGGAGGUAA